This is a messenger RNA of Halichondria panicea, 1841 nucleotides long. Its product is annotated as EF-hand domain-containing protein 1-like. Gene Ontology annotation, cellular component: mitotic spindle; axoneme. Gene Ontology annotation, biological process: mitotic cytokinesis; mitotic spindle organization; cilium-dependent cell motility. Lineage: Eukaryota; Metazoa; Porifera; Demospongiae; Suberitida; Halichondriidae. The record is from RefSeq and is a predicted model, not a curated record. The coding region runs from base 119 to 1723 and encodes 534 amino acids. Gene Ontology annotation, molecular function: alpha-tubulin binding. The transcript is spliced from 9 exons.
GACCUUUUCCGUAUCUAAGCCUCGAAACAACGGUUGUUCAUUUCCAUGGUAACCACUUUAGAUGCACAGCCAAAGAUUACAAUCUAACUGCUUUAGCUAGAGCUAGAAAAGAUAAAGCAUGGCUCUACCAUUUCUACCUGGAAAUUCAUUCAGUGAUCCAACUAAAACUCGGUUCCAUGUGGCCCAAAGUUUAUCGUACAAGAACGGGUACGCACUUCCCUUCCGUCCCCAGUUUGGAGUGGGCGGUAACACCCUUCCCCUGAGCCAACUCAACGAGGCUGAUCUUGAUGAGCUCUCAAACACUCGACCCACUCUCACAUACGGCAACUCCUCCAAACCUGCUCCAGUCGAAUUCGUUCCAGCUCAUGUGGCUUUCGAUAAAAAAGUUCUUCAGUUUGAUGCUUACUUCAAACAAACGGUACAUGAGUCGCCCAACGAGCACUAUCGCAUCAGGGAUGUGAAAUUUUAUUACUACCUGGAAGAUGAUUCCAUUUCUGUGGUAGAACCUGCCAUUUCAAACAGUGGAAUUCCUCAGGGCAAACUUAUCAAGAGGCAGAGACUACCCAAAAAUGACCUGGGUGACUGUUGGCACUGGAAAGAUCUCAACUUGGGUAUUGAUGUUACUUUCUAUGGAAAGGUGUUCCAUAUCUACAACUGUGAUCAAUGGACAGCUGAGUUUAUGGAGAGCGAGGGGAUUGAGUUGAGUAGUGCUGGCCAAAGGGCACCAGACCCUUACAUGGAAACAAGACACACACAUAAGCCAAAUUAUACUACCCCAUCUGAGUAUGACAAGCUGAAGCAGUUCUUGGAGUUGGACAGGAAUGUUCUUCGCUUCUACUGUGUGUGGGAUGAUAGAGACAACAUGUUUGGCGAGAUGCGUCCAUACGAGAUUCACUAUUACCUGGCUGACGAUACCGUACAAAUCCGGGAGAUCCACGAGGCAAAUGAUGGGAGAGAUCCAUUCCCUGUUCUGCUUUGCAGACAAAAGCUCCCCAAGGACAAAGUCAACAUGCCUUCCACGUUCCCUAGUAGUGUUUUGGAGGUGUCAGACCAUGAAGUAAAGGAGUGGCUCUCCCCCAAAGACUUUACCAUUGGGAAGGCAGUCAACAUUAUGGGCAGAAGAUUUCUCAUACAUGACUGCGAUGACUAUACCAAGGCAUACUACAAAAGCAAGUUUGGAGUACAAGAGUUUCAGUCAGUCCAGGUAUCCCUGCCUUCACCCAAACCAACUGAGCCAGAGCUACAACCUUACAAUGGGUUCGGGUCACUCGAGGACAGCAAGCAGUCUUGUCUCACUCUCAUCCCUCAACCACCUAAGAAGGACGUCAUCAAAAUGUUGGAGAAUGAUGGGAAGAUUCUCCGAUUUGCUGCCAGAAUGGAGUCUACACGGCCUGAGGACAAGAACAGGAAGUUCAUCAUAAGCUACCGUCUUGCUGACGAGAUGAUAACCGUCUUUGAGCCUCCACAAAGGAAUGCUGGUAUACUGGGAGGCAAGUUCCUGGAGCGUACAAAAGUGGCAAAGCCGGGAAGCUCCACAGAUAACCCAGACUUCUAUACCCCUGGAGACUUUGCUAUUGGGGCCACCAUUCAUGUGUUCAAACAUAAAUUUAUCAUCACAGAUGCUGACGAGUAUGUGUUCAAGUACAUGGAAGCUAGAGCUGACCAAUUCCCUCCUGAAACAAUUGAAUCAUUGAAACAGAAAAGAAACGGCAAAACUGUUUAGCAAGUAUGAACUUCAGCUCAGUGACAUUGACAGUACAGUAUGUGUGACGUAGUUUACAUUUAAAUACAUGAAUUGCAUUUUGCAAUAAAUUUUGAUGACAUGAAAGUUGGCAACUUAA